GCGGCGACAAAAGAGAAAGGCAGCCUGGAGGGAGGGAGCGCCGAGCUACAGACUAGCACAGCAAAUUCUCCACCGUCCUCUAGCACCCACGAAGCGGCGGCAGUGGCAGUGUCUAGAAAUACAGAGCUAGAAAUAUAAAAUCAUCCCGCUCCUGCACCAUGGCUUUCCAAAGUAGGCUCCCUUCUUGGAUUAUUUUGUGCUCCGUCUGGCUGUUCCGCUUUGCACACACGGGGGAGGCACAGGCUGCAAAAGAAGUAAUAUUGCUGGACUCUAAAGCACAACAGACAGAGUUGGAAUGGAUUUCCUCUCCUCCCAAUGGGUGGGAAGAAAUUAGUGGACUGGAUGAAAACUACACUCCUAUACGAACAUACCAGGUAUGCCAGGUGAUGGAAUCAAACCAAAACAACUGGCUUCGGACUAACUGGAUUGCAAAAAGCAAUGCACAAAGGAUUUUUGUAGAACUGAAAUUCACUCUGAGGGAUUGUAACAGUCUUCCUGGAGUUCUGGGGACUUGUAAAGAAACUUUUAACUUGUAUUAUUAUGAAACAGACUACGACACUGGCAGGAAUAUCCGAGAAAACCAAUAUGUAAAAAUAGACACUAUUGCAGCAGAUGAAAGUUUUACCCAGGGUGAUCUUGGGGAGAGAAAAAUGAAACUUAACACAGAGGUGAGAGAAAUUGGACCUUUGUCCAAAAAAGGAUUCUAUCUUGCGUUUCAGGAUGUAGGGGCCUGCAUUGCUUUGGUCUCUGUCAAAGUCUACUACAAGAAGUGCUGGUCCAUCAUUGAGAACUUAGCUAUUUUUCCUGACACAGUGACUGGCUCAGAGUUUUCCUCUUUAGUAGAAGUGCGAGGAACUUGUGUCAGCAGUGCGGAGGAGGAGGCGGAGAACUCGCCGAAGAUGCACUGUAGUGCGGAGGGAGAAUGGUUAGUGCCUAUUGGAAAAUGUAUCUGCAAAGCAGGAUACCAGCAGAAAGGAGACACGUGUGAACCUUGUGGCCGUGGGUUCUACAAAUCCUCCUCACAAGAUCUGCAGUGCUCCCGCUGCCCUACUCACAGCUUCUCUGACAAGGAAGGAUCUUCAAGAUGCGACUGUGAAGAUAGCUAUUAUAGAGCACCUUCUGAUCCACCAUAUGUCGCAUGCACAAGACCUCCAUCUGCACCACAGAACCUAAUUUUCAAUAUCAACCAGACUACCGUGAGUUUGGAGUGGAGUCCUCCUGCUGACAAUGGGGGAAGAAGUGAUGUGACCUACCGCAUUUUGUGCAAGAGGUGCAGCUGGGAGCAGGGCGAGUGUGUUCCCUGUGGGAGUAACAUUGGAUAUAUGCCCCAGCAAACUGGAUUAGUAGAUAACUAUGUCACUGUCAUGGACCUGCUAGCUCAUGCUAACUACACGUUUGAAGUUGAAGCUGUGAAUGGGGUUUCUGACUUGAGUCGUUCCCAGAGGCUUUUUGCGGCUGUCAGUAUUACCACCGGCCAGGCAGCUCCCUCGCAAGUUAGUGGAGUAAUGAAAGAAAGAGUGCUGCAGAGGAGCGUGGAGCUUUCCUGGCAGGAACCAGAACAUCCCAAUGGAGUCAUUACUGAAUAUGAAAUCAAGUAUUAUGAGAAAGAUCAAAGGGAGAGGACCUAUUCAACACUGAAAACCAAGUCCACUUCAGCUUCUAUUAAUAACCUAAAGCCAGGAACAGUGUAUGUUUUCCAGAUUCGUGCUUUUACUGCUGCUGGUUAUGGAAAUUACAGCCCUAGACUGGAUGUUGCCACACUGGAGGAAGCCACAGCCACAGCUGUUUCCAGUGAACAGAAUCCUGUUAUUAUCAUAGCUGUGGUUGCUGUGGCAGGAACCAUCAUUCUGGUCUUCAUGGUGUUUGGUUUCAUCAUCGGACGAAGGCAUUGUGGCUAUAGCAAAGCGGAUCAAGAAGGGGAUGAAGAACUUUACUUUCAUUUUAAAUUUCCAGGCACCAAAACCUACAUUGACCCUGAAACCUACGAGGACCCAAAUAGAGCUGUCCAUCAAUUCGCCAAGGAGCUAGAUGCCUCUUGUAUUAAAAUUGAGCGUGUGAUUGGUGCAGGAGAGUUUGGUGAAGUGUGCAGUGGGCGUCUAAAGCUUCCUGGCAAGAGAGACGUUGCAGUAGCCAUAAAAACUCUGAAAGUUGGCUACACUGAAAAGCAAAGGAGAGACUUCCUGUGUGAAGCAAGCAUCAUGGGACAGUUUGACCAUCCCAACGUUGUUCACUUGGAAGGGGUUGUUACCAGAGGGAAACCAGUCAUGAUUGUAAUAGAAUACAUGGAGAAUGGGGCCUUAGAUGCAUUUCUUAGGAAACAUGAUGGGCAAUUUACAGUCAUUCAACUAGUGGGAAUGUUGAGAGGAAUUGCUGCUGGAAUGAGAUAUUUGGCCGAUAUGGGAUAUGUACACAGAGAUCUUGCAGCACGCAAUAUUCUUGUCAACAGCAAUCUUGUUUGUAAAGUAUCAGACUUUGGCCUUUCCAGAGUUAUAGAAGAUGAUCCAGAGGCUGUCUACACUACAACUGGUGGAAAAAUUCCAGUGAGAUGGACGGCUCCAGAGGCCAUUCAGUACCGCAAAUUUACAUCAGCCAGUGAUGUGUGGAGUUAUGGGAUAGUUAUGUGGGAAGUAAUGUCUUAUGGAGAACGACCUUACUGGGACAUGUCAAAUCAAGAUGUUAUAAAAGCAAUUGAAGAAGGCUAUCGUUUGCCAGCACCCAUGGAUUGCCCAGCAGGACUGCACCAGCUGAUGCUGGAUUGUUGGCAGAAGGAACGUGGCGAAAGGCCAAAGUUUGAGCAGAUAGUUGGUAUUCUGGACAAAAUGAUUAGAAAUCCAAACAGCUUGAAAACACCACUGGGAACCUGUAGCAGACCAAUUAGCCCUCUUCUGGACCAGAACACUCCCGAUUUUACCACUUUCUGCUCCGUAGGCGAAUGGUUACAAGCUAUUAAGAUGGAAAGAUAUAAGGAUAAUUUCACAGCAGCAGGCUACAACUCUCUUGAAUCAGUUGCCAGGAUGACUAUUGAAAUCAAAAACAUGCCAGGUGCUUUGCAAAACAGAGAACAAGAAAAAUCCCUUUCCAGAAGAGAUGACAGCCUGAAUAGAAAUGGCAUAAUGGCAGGAGAAAAAGGAAGCAGAAAGGGGAAGCAAAACAAGAGUUAUAACCAUAAGAUCAUGAGAUUGGUUUGGAGGCACAGUGAACGCUAUGAGGCAUUUUUUUAAAGCGCAUAAGGACUGUAGUUGGGAUUAGAGAAUGGAAAUGUAGAAAAGAAGCAUGGAAAGGAAUGGAGAAGAAGGGAGGAACAGACUGGCAACAGAAGGAAGAGUAAACAGAGGUGUAUGGGAGAGGCCAGAACACACACCUGACAAACUGAGGAUUAUGACUAAUGACAAGAAUGAAAGACUACAUCUGAAGAGCAUGAUGAUUUCAGGAGGAUGGUGAAGCAGGACAUGGCGAUGCUGCUAGGGAGAGAAGAGCCAGCCCUGGAAGCCUGCCCUGGAAGCUCCUCAUGCUUAGAUAACCCUGCUUCCCCAUCUUCUUUCUAGAUCCCCUCUUAUACACAAAAUAUGUAUAUAGAAGAGCAAAGGAGAAGGAGAAGCAGCUAAAUAAAACCUUUCCAAAGAUCCUGCUGGGGAAGAAGUUUAAGCUGGGAUGAUACAGAUUUACUCCUACUGAUGCUGCUCUUGAUAGCAAGAGGCAGAGAGCAUUCAUUCUCUUAGCCAUUCUCAUGCAGACAAAUCAAUGGGAGUCUGCCUCUACUUACUAAUAGGCCUUGUUGGGAAAUACUUAGCAAAAUUAUAAUACUCCAGCCAGUCCAGGACAUUUUAAAAUGUCCUUUUAUUCUAGAACAGAAACAAGCAGAAAUUACAACAUUCACAGAGAAAUGGAAACAGGGAAGAAAAAUAUUUGAGCAGUUUUUUUUUUUUUUUUUUAAAGCUGAAAAUUAUGAUUUGACUAUUACAGAAAAAUAUAAGGGGAAUUUUGCUUAUUGUAAAAAGGGUAAAUUUUAUACCUUUUCAUGAAAAUUUCUGAUAAAAUUGGGAAUUAGUUUAAUUAUGUAGGACUGGUUGUUCUUUUUUUUCUAGAAAAUUGGUGGUUCUAGAAGGGAACUGGGAAAUUUCCAUGUUCAGUCUGUCAGACAUUUUAAAAUACUCUAAUUUCCAAGGUAAGAAUUCUUCAGGAGUAAGAAAGCUGCAACGUGGCCAGUCUAAUCCCUUCCUCACUUCCUUCUCCUCUGCUUUGGUGAUCAGAUAUGUCUAAUUAUUAGUCUGCAAAGAGCAAAACCAGUUGCUAUGUCUGCCUGAGAAAAGGCAUUUUGCCAACCGCCUUGAAAAAUUUUUAACUGGAUCUGCUUACAGGAAGUCACUUUUUUGCUGCAGAUUAUUUCUCCACUUAAAUCGUCCUCAAAGCUCUUCCAUUUUGCCUGGAAAAGUUUAUCAGAAAGCACGCUGGACAGGCUCAGAUCUUUCUGUCUCCAGUGAAACUGUUUUUGGACAUAGUUAUAGCUUAGCCGAUGUACUGGUAUGACAGCUGAGAGACUACUGCUGUUCAUGGAGUACUCUAUUACCUUGGCAUACAUAGACACUUUUCACUUGAUACUUCUGACUGCAAAGUAUUGAUGUUUAGGGUAUUAUAGGUAAUUGUGCAUUUUAUUUUUUCUUAUGUUUUAGAGAAAAGCAUUGGAUAAAUUUUUCUUCUUCAGGGUAACACAGCUUUGCAUGAGUCAUUCAUCUUGAGUGUACACCAGAGUGAUAUGAAGUUGGUUGUUGUGACACCUUAUCAAUAUGACUCCCAUUUUUAGUCUCUUCUAGCAGUGGAAUGAUACAAGUAUUGCCUAGUAGAAACAAUGGCCUCAUUUAAGAAUAUCUUGGUGACUCUGGAUAGGAUUCAAAUAAUUUGUCUGAGUGAGGAGGAGACAAGUGUAAGUCAUAAACUGAAAUAUUACCAAAAAUCCUUAUCUGGUUGGGUUGUCCGUCAUUUGCUUGAAGAUUUUGGUAAAUGGUGGUUUACUGGAUUCUCAAAUGCUAGCAAUGGCCAAGCACUUUUUUUAGAUUUUUUUCAAUUUGAACUUUGUUUAAGUUAAUUAAACUCUUCUCAUCUCAGGGUACCAUUUUAGCAAUGAGGUUUACAGGAUCUUCUCUGUCAAUGUAGAAAACUCAGCUACUAAAGAACAUACCAGGUAUAGAGUCAACACAAUUUCAGCAGUGCUUCAAGAAUCAGUCCCACCUGAGUAAUUUCUCUCCACUGUUAUUGAAAUAAUACUGGAUUUAAAUCAUAUAGCCAUUGUGUCAACUUACCAAAAUCUACUCUGCCUAGAUUAUUUUUCAAUCAAAUGUAGCUCAAAGUGUUAUAACAACCCACAUAUCAUUAAAAGAAUGAGAUUACAAAGUAGUGUCAUAGUAUCUCCCCGUAAUACAGAAUUUUUUUACAUAUAAUUUUUACAUAUUUGAAAGAAUACCAUUAACUCAGUUGCAUACACCUUUUUGCAAUAAUGGACUCAGCGUAAAGCAAUAUCAAAACAUGGUUAAUGUUUCUACUAAUUUUAUUUAGCCAAGCUCCAGAUUUUCCAUAAUUUUGCCACUUUUUGGUAUGAUAGCAGAUAUGGAGGUUUUAUAUACCUAUCUUUUGGUGCUUAGAGAGGAUGCAGCUGUGUGGCACCUUCCCACCCUCUGCUAACAAAAGAAAAAAAAAUCAAUUAAGAAAUGGGGCAUAACCUCUGAAAACUGCAGUUUGACCUACCUUCUGAGUUCAGACACUGAACUGGAUGCAUGAUUUGAGAAGGGAUUUAAUACCAGCUACCUCAGUAGCUGCGUGGUAUUACAGGAAAAAUGUAGUAAAAGAGAGUAUUAUAAUGUAUCCUGAGAAUAGAAGACAGCAUGUUAUUUUGCCUAUAUUUUUUCUUUUAACCUUGCCUAUACUUUUCCUCACGAUCCUUCCCUAUUGUUGUCUGUUAGCUUUUUCAGGAGGACACUUGGUUGUGUGUAGAGUAAGAGUAGCUGCACCGACUCAAGCCCACAUAAUCCUGUGUAUCUGGCAAGUGUCUUGACUUGGUAGGGGUACAGUUCUGUCAGACUGUAAGGCCUUCACUGUCCCCUGCAGAUUAGGGACACCUUCAGCUAUUGAAUUCCAGACAUCUUCAGGGCUCUAUAUCCAAUAUGUAUAGUUCAAAUGCUUCCCAAAUCAGGGGAGUGCACUAUGAUGAAUAGUUUGAAUUUGUCCUAUAUCCUGUGAAUUUACUUACUUCUUCUGUCAAUCGUUCUCUCUCUGUCUUGCCCUUCUUUCUCCUGAAAUAGAGUGACCAGGGCUGCAUGAAUUAUUCAACAUAAGAGUGUAUGAUGUAUUUAUACAGUGAUAUAGCGAUACAGUGUAUUUAUAUAUAUAUGUUUUCUAUUUUGUUUACAGUUUCUUUCCUAAUCAUCCAAAUAUCCUGUUUCACAUUUUUAAUUGACACUGAGUGCUUGACUUGAUGUUUUCAGAGAGAUGUCUAAUAUAUUUCCUUAUUUUUUUCUUCUCAAGCAAUAGUUAAUUUAUAGUCUCUGCCUGUGUAUGUAUAGUUAGACUUAUUUUCCCCUUGUUCAGUUCUUUCUGUUUUAUCAAUUUUCAUCACCCCUUCAUUGCUGAGAGCAUUCAAAAUUGUGAAAUCAUUUUCCAGUUCUUUACAGGCAGCUUCUGAUUUAACUUUUAAAACCAUUUUGUAUCAAAUUUCACAUCUGAAAGUUCUUAGAUAUCACAUUUCCCUUUAUUACUAAUAAAAGUACUUUUGCUUAAAUCCUUUGUUCAAUUUCAUGCCUCAGUCCAGGAAUCUUUGCACGCACUUAAGUGCCCAGUGGCUAAAAUUCACUUCUGUGUUUUUCAGGAUGGGGAGAAAGGACUCCAAGCUAUUGUCAUUUAUGUUUUAUUAAUUCGAGACCUUUAAAGUAGACUUUAGACCUUCUUAUUGCCUCCUGGUUCUGACAGAGUGGUUAUACAACCUCCAGAGUGAAAAAUUCCUAAGGGCUAGAUCCAUAAAGUACAUCUAGGAAUGCCUUUAGCCUCUUAAACGUCCUACCUCCUUGCAAAUCUAUAAACACAGACUAGUCACGUCCCUCUAAACUGAAAGAGAAAACCUGGGUGUUUAGCAACAACCUCCACCAACUCUGGCACGUUGAUCAGGAAACAGUCUGAGUGAACAGAAGAACAGCCAGAUGGUGGAAAUUAAAUGAAUGAAUGGUGUACUGAUAUUGGAAUAUUUUUCAACACUGCUUAAUUCAUGGGAUUGUAAGGUGCUGUGAAGUGGGACUUCCAGCAUCUCUCCUGCAGUUGCUGUUUCUCUUGUUUAUCCCACUAUUUCCUGCAGUGUGCUCUAGCAUUAAACUACAACUCUGAGGUCACAAUUCCUCUCUUUUUCUCUGUUUCAGUAAGUGUUGAAUUUUCAGAGUUAGGCAACAACUGAGUGAACUUUGGGGAACUACCCUGUCAGUGUGAGCACUUGAAGCUGCAUUUAGCCACUUCUGUUUUGGUGCAGGUCUAAGCUGGGGUCUGUGUUACAAUACCUGUGAAAGCAGUGACAAGAAUUUGAACCCUGACUUUGCAGAUCUGUUAAACUUGCUUGUGUAAAAAGGAAACACUGUAUAUAUCCCAUAUCUUAACUUCACCCAAAUGGCAUUCUAGUAAUUCUACAAAACCCAUUCCCUGUCUACACAAGUAUUAAGCCAUGACCCAUGUUACCUCAUGUGAAUAUUGAGAGUAGACCCUAUGAGUUAUAAAUAUUCAUAAUACACCAGAAAUCUUACUUAGUGGGGAAAAGGAGUGGGCGACAGUACUCAAGGUGCAGCCUUCCCAGUGCUGAGUACAGGGGGACAAUCACUGCCCUCAUCCUUCUGGUCUCAAUUUUUGCGAUAAAAGCUGAGAUGCCAUUGGCUUUCUUGGCCAUUUGGGCAUGCUGUUUGUUUAUGUUCAGCUGGCUGUCAUCUAGCACCCUCAGGUCCUUUUCCUCUGGGCUGCUUUCCAGCUGCCCCCAUCCUGUAGCACUGUGUGGGGUUGUUGUGACCCAAGUGCAAGGACUUCUCACUUGGCCACGUUGCAAUUCAUACAGCUGGCGUUGGCCCAUUGAUCCAGCUUGUCCAGAUCCCUCUGUGGAGCCUUCCUGUCCUCCAGCAGAUCAACAUUCCUGCCCAACUUUAUGUCAUCUGCAAAGUGACAGAGGUUACACUUGAUCCAGAUCAUUAACAAAGGUUGAACAGAACUGGCCCCAACACUGAGCUCCUCACUAAUGGUGAACACCAUUAGUGGCUGGCUACCAAUGGAAUUCAACUCCAUCCACCACCACUUUCUUGGUCCAGCCAUCCAGACAUUUUUUACUCUACAAACACCUGUCUACACCAUGAGCAGCCAGUUUCUGCAGAAAAUGCUGUGGGAAAUUUUGUCAAAGGAUUUACUAAAGUCCAGGUAGACAUCAUCCACAGCCUUUCCCUCCUCUACUAAGCAGGUCACACAAAGAAAUCGGGUUGGUCAAGCAGGACCUACCUUUCACAAACCUGUGCUGGCUGAGCCUGAUCUCCUGCUUGUCUUGCAUGUGCAGAGUGAUGGCACUCAAGAUGAUCUGAUCCAUGACCUUCCCCACCACUAAGAUUAGGCUGAUGAGCCCCAGAUCCUCCUUUUGACCCUUUUUGUAGCUGGGUGUCACAUUUGUUAAUUUCCAGUCAUUUGGGACUUCCCUGGUGAGCCAGCACUGUUGAAAAAUUAUGGAAAACAGCUCACUGAGCCCUUCUGCCAGUUCCCUCAGUAUACUCAGGUGGAUCCAAUCUAGGCCCCAUGGGCUUGUGUGCACCUAAGUUGUGUAGAAGGUCACUGAAAGUUUCACCUUGGAUUAUGGGGGCUUCAUUCUGCUCCCAUAUGUGUCUUUCAGCUCAGAGGGCUGGGUACCAAGAGAGCAACUGGUCUUACUAUUAAAGACUGAGGCAAAGAAGGCAUUGUUAUUUUUUUUUUUAAAUGUUUUAAUAGUUAUUAUAGUUGUAAUUAUUACUAUUAUUAAGACCUAGGCAUUACCUCAGACCCAUAUACUCAUCCUUUGUCACUGUACUUCCCCCCACAUUCAAUAAAGGAUAGAAAUUCUCCUUAACCCCCAUUUUUGCAGCUAAUGUAUUUAUAGAAUGUAUUUAACAUUAUCUUCUUAUGGCAGCAGAUCAAUUAAGUUCUAGUCGGGCUUCAGCCCUUCAAAUUUUCCUCCUGCAUAACCUCAUGACAUCCUUGUAGUACUUGUGAGUGUCCUGCCUCUUCUUCUGAAGAUCUCUCUUUUUCUGUUAUCCAACCUAACCCUAACCCUGACAUAACUUCAGGCCAUUCUCUCAAUUCUUGUCACUGGUUACCACAGAGAAGAGAUCAGUGCCUGUCCCUCCUCUUCCCCUCAUAAGGAAGUUGUAGACUGCAAUGAGGUCUCCCCUCAGCCUCCCCUUCUUGAGGCUAAACAGACUAAAUGCCCUCAGCUGCUCCUCAUACAGCUUCACUUCAAAGCCCUUCACUACCUUUGUUGCUCUCCUUUGGGCACUUUCUAAUUAAGCUUAAUAUCUGUCUUAUAUUGUGGUGCCCAAAACUGCACACAAUAUUCAAGGAGAGGCUGCCCCAGUGAAGAGCAGAGUGGGACAAUCCCCUCCCUCGACUGGCUGGUGAUGCUUUGCCUGAUGCCCCCCAGGACACAGUUGGCCCUCCUGGCUGCCACGGCACUGCUGACUUAUCUUCAACUUGCCAUCAACCAGGACACUCAGGUCCCUUUCCAUGGCACUGCUUUCCAGCAUCUCAUUCCCCCGUCUGUAUGUACAUCCAGGGUUGCCCCAUCCAGGUGCAGAAUCUGGCACUUUCCCUUGUUGAACUUCAUGUGGUUGGUGAUUGCCCAGUCCCCUAAUUUGUCAAGGUCUCUCUGCAGGGUCUCCCUGCCUUUGAGAGAGUCAACAGCUCCCAGCUUUGUGUCAUCUAUAAACUUGAUUAGUAUCCUUUCCAGUCCCACAUCCAAGUCAUUAAUGAAGAUGUUGAAGAGCACAGGGCCCAAGAUGGAGCCCUGUGGAAUACCACUAGUGACAGAUCACCAGUCUGAUGUCACCCCAUUCACUAUUACCCUCUGUGCCUGACCCAUGAGCCAAUUGCUCACCCACUGCAUGAUGUGUUUAUCCAGCUGUGUGCUGGACAUUUUAUCCAGAAGGAUCCUGUAAGAGACAGUACUGAAAGCUUUACUGAAAUCCAAAAAUUACAUCAACUGUCUUCUCUUGAUCAACUAGGUGUGUGUUCUUGUCAUAAAAGGAAAUCAGAUUGGAUAAGCAGACAUUCCUCUCAUGAAGCCAUACUGACUGUGACCAAUGACAGCAUUGUCUUUCAGGUACUUUUCAAUACUUCCCAGAAUAGUCUUCUCCAUCACUUUACCAAGCACUGAAGUGAGACUGGCAGGCCUGUAGUUUCUGGAGCCCUCCUUCUUACCCUUCUCAAAAAUCGAGGCAAUAUUUGCCAGCUUUCAAUCAGCUGAGACCACUCAAAAAUAAUUGAGAGAGGCUUUGCAAUGACAUCAGCCAGCUCUUUGAGGAUUCUUGGAUAAAUCCCAUCAGGCCACAUAGAUUUGUAGGGAUCCAGCUGGAACAGCAGAUUCUGUGGAAUUCCAGGGUCGACUGCAGUCACAGUCCUCCAGCUCAGGACACUGAGACCUCUCUGGUCCCUUAUGCAUGUUGAAGACAGAGGCAAAGAAAACAUUAAACACCUCUGCCUUUUCUCUGUCCCUGUUUGUGAGGUGACCAUCCUCAUCCUGUAAUGGGUCAAUGAUAUCUCAAUACUGCCUAUUGUCAUUAAUAUUUUUGAAAAAGCUUUUUUUAUUGUCCCCCACAUUUCCAGCAGCUUCAACUCCAGUUGAGCUUUGGCCAUACAGAUUUUCUCCCUAGAGUGGCAAGCAGUAUUUCUGUAUUCUUUCCGUGUCGCUUGACCUUGUUUCCACGGGGAAUACACCUUCUGUUUUUUGCAUUAUUUACAAAGAAAAGAUUCCUGUUCAGCCAAGCUGCCUGCUUGACUUCUGAUAUUUGAGAGUUGCCUGCUCCUGUGCCCCUGCUCCCCCCCACUGCUUAUUUCUGCAAGAACUGAAAACUCUAUCAUUUCAUGAUGGCUGUGCCCUCCAACCAUCAAGUUCUGCUCUUUUUGCAAACAUCAGGUCCAGUGGGGCAUUCCUUAGUUGGCUCCCUCAGAAGCUGCAUUAGGAAGGUACCCUGCACACACUCCAGGAACUUCCUAGACUGUCUCCUCUGUUGUGUUAUACUUUCAGUAGUUAUCUGGUAAAUUAAAGUCCCUCAUGAGAACUACAACCAGCAAAUAUGAAGACUUCUCCCAGCUACUUAUAGAAUAUUUUGUCCACCUCCGCUCUUCCCGUUUGUUACUCGUGCUGCAUGCAUUGGUGUAGAAGACUAGGCAGGGAAUUCUCUCCAAACUAAUAUUACAAAUGAACUUUUAACCAGUGGACAGCUACUGUAAUCAAAGCUGAAGUAUCAAGGAAAACAAAUUGAGAUGGUCAGUUUGGAAGCAGGUUUUCUAAUAAAUACAAGGAGUUGGUUAUAUGCUUCAUUAAAUAUUUCAGAAAUAUUUAAAACUUCAGAGAAGAUGCACUGUUGUCAACCAUAAUUAAUACUAAUUUGGACAAGAAUAUCUCAAACCCUACUGUAGUAGGUAUUGAUAACUGGAGCCAGCAGAAAUUUCUUUAGGCAGUUCAAUAUCUACAAUUUUCUUAUUAUAUUUCUGUUUAUUUUUUAAUAUUUAUACAAAUUGUCAAGAAUUUGCCAAUUAAUAUGUAACAAUAUAUGGAACACAUUCUUUCUGAAAACUUCAUGCUCUAGUGUUUUCUAAUAUCUGUUAAAAACACAGUUUAAAUUAUAACUACAACUUCUGACUUAUAGAAACUAUAGGCAAGGCUCAUGGAAAAAGAAGUGCAGACUUUGUAGAUGAAACAAAUUAAGUUUAAAGCUAGUCCAACAUAUUAAUAUUGUGUAUCUCUGCCAAAUAAAAAUGUAGAAAUUGUCAAAUUAGUCCAUUCAGAAUUGCAUUUUAUCUGUACAAUUAUAAAAAAUGGCAUAUUCAUUUUGAUGGCUCAAUAGAAAAUGAAGGAUUUAGAUAUUUGUGUCAUCACAUUCUAAUCAUCACCAAAGCUGUGCAUAAUUCCUUAUGCAGAACUAGACAAAAUUACUGGAUAAAACAUAAAGAAGUCUUUACUAGAAAUUUUCUCUAUCUACCCAUGAGUACACACAGAUAUUCCAGUACACAUGCACAAAUAGAUGUACUGUCAAAAGGUCUUUGUUUCAGGAACUAGAGAUAUAUUAAGAAUUAAAAAACUUUGUUUAAGGAAAA
Messenger RNA from Myiozetetes cayanensis, 12345 nucleotides. It is a transcript of the gene EPHA7, whose product is annotated as EPH receptor A7. Bases 159 to 3221 code for a protein of 1020 amino acids. Lineage: Eukaryota; Metazoa; Chordata; Aves; Passeriformes; Tyrannidae. Gene Ontology annotation, molecular function: ATP binding; protein binding; transmembrane-ephrin receptor activity. Gene Ontology annotation, cellular component: neuron projection; plasma membrane. Gene Ontology annotation, biological process: protein phosphorylation; cell surface receptor protein tyrosine kinase signaling pathway; axon guidance. The record is from RefSeq and is a predicted model, not a curated record. The transcript is spliced from 17 exons.